GUGUGUGUAUGGCAGGAGAGAGAAUGCAAGUGGGAGGUGAUAACCAGGAGCUCCUUCUGAAAGGUUAAGGAGAGAGACGCAGGUUAGGAGACUGGCGGAGGAGUAAAACUGCUGCUCCAGCUAAAAAAGGGGGACAGACACUUGUGGAAUUUAGAUAUACUGGCUGCCGAGGUUCACGAAACAUGGAUAGGCUUAAUCGAGACUCAUCUCUCAGCCACAGGAGCACUCCAGAGCUGCGCUUAAUCCUGGUAGGCAACAUCGGCUGUGGGAAGACCCUGACAGCUGACACGCUGCUGAGCGACAGCUCGAGCAUCAGCGCCCUGGUGCCAUCGCGGCUGAGCGAGGUCCGGCGUGGAAUAUCUGAGGGACGAAACCUCAAGGUGGUCGAGACGCCACGCUGGUACUGGAAAGGCGAGCACAUUGAAGUCAGUGUACAGAAAGAGACAGAGAGGGCUCUCAGCCUGGUGGCACCAGGGCCACAUGCCUUCCUCAUCCUGGUGCCUGUGGGACAGUUCACCGAGAUGGAGGCCCGGAUUCCUGGUGAGCUGGAGCGGGUGUUUGGCAGAGGUGCAUUGGAUCACACCCUGGUGCUGCUCACCUGCGGAGAUUAUCUGGCAGGACGAGACCAUGACCGCUACAUGAGGAUGGGCGAGCCUGGGCUUAGCACCAUGGUGAAUGAGUGUGGAGGACGCUGGCAUGUGAUCAAUAACCGCAGACCGGAGGACAGAGAGCAGGUCAUAUCAUUGCUGGAGAAGGUGGAGCAGCUGACCGAGAGGUCCGGCGGCUGUUACCUGCCGAGCCCCAAGCAGGGAGAGGUAGAGGAUCGAGACCUGGUGAGAAGGUUCAGCUUGCGCGAAGACGAGCUGGUGCACCCACAUCACAGCACGUUGACCCAGACGACAUGGAGCAAAGAGGAAACGUGGGAUGAGUCAGGCAGGAGAGGAAAGAUCAGAGUCAGGAGCAUGGGGCCGUCGACAGGGAGGGUGAUGUCACAGCAGCUGGCUAAUGGGUUUCAAUCUCAGUCACAGUAUGAAGACUCAUCUGAAAGACUCAAAGAGAAGCGUUCCAGUUUCAAACUGAGUAAAGAGGGCGCCAUUCUCAGUCAGAUGUCUGAGAUGGACCAUCCAGUCAAAAACCAGAACAACCAGAACUACGUUAACACCAUUCAUUACCAGAUCAUGAGUGACACCAGCUCUGCUGCACCGUCCAUCCCAUCACCCACAGCUUCUUACUCUCCCUCUUCCAAUACCUUCUCCUCAUCUUCAUUUUCUUCUUCCUCAGCUACUUUUGCACAAUCCUCUCCCACUAAAUUGUCCUCUUCUCCUGCUUUUUCCACUUCCCCCUCCACUAACAACUAUUCUACUGCAUUUUUCCCUUCCUCCCCAACUAACUUCUCCUCUUCAUCCACUACCUUUUCCUCUUCCACCACCGAUGCCUUGUCCUCUUCCUCCUUCACUGGCAUCUCCUCGUCUCCCACUAAACCCUCCUACUCUUCCUCCUCCACUGUCUUCUCCACUUCCAGUACUUUCUCUCCCCCUUCUUAUGCCUUGUCCUCUUCCUCCGGCAUCUCCUCUUCCCUAACCAAAUCCUCCUACUCUUCCUCCCCCCUCACCAGUGCAACAGGCUCUUCCUCAUCCACUGGUGUCUCCUCUUCUUUUUCAAGUACCAAUGCCUCCUCCUCAUCCUCCUCCACUGCCUCAUCCUCUCGCCCCACCACUACCUCAUCUUCUUUCUUCUCCAGCGAUUCCUCAGAUGAAUUGAGACUGGUUCUGUUGGGUCGGACAGGAUCUGGGAAGAGUGCGGCUGGGAACGUCAUUCUGGGCCGAGACGAGUUUAAGCUGCGUAGAGAUGAUGCAACUGGUGCAACCACCCAGUCGUGUGUGAAAGGAACAGCUGUGAUCGGAAAGAAACGAGUGACAGUGGUGGACACUCCAGACUGGUUCUGGCCCCCAGAGCAGCUGACAACCCAUCUGUCCUCCUGCAUGGAACUGUGUGCCCCGGGGCCUCACGCCUUUCUACUGUGUGUUCCUGUAACCCUACCUGGCCGCUCAAACUUGCAUGACCUGAGUUCCCUAAAGAAUUUUUUUGGCUCUGAAAACAUCCUGCGCCAUACUUUGGUCCUCUUCACACACUCGGACAAGCUGAAGGAUGGAAACGUGGAGGAAUACAUUGCAGCCAAGCGACCAGAGUUGCUAGAGUUGGUGGAGAAGUGUGAUGACCGCUACCAUGUGCUGAACCAAGAAAGAAAUGAAGGGAACAUAAAGGAGCUGUUGGAGAAGGUGGAGCAGGUUGUGAAGGAAAGUGGAGGAAACCAUUACAGCUACCAGGAACAGGUUGGCAAAGAAAGGUUGACACAGCUGAGGAGAGGUCGUGGGGGAGAGGAAGAAAUGGACAGAGCCAACUCAGCCACUCUACAUUCUCUGAAGGAGGAAGAGGAAGUAGAACAAGAAGAGAAAAAUGCACAACCAGUGAAAUCUGCAGUCUCGUCGGUUGCUUCAGUUCUUGGCUCUGUCCUUCGAUUUGUUGGGCAGAAGGUGGGACAAGGUGCCAAGCAGGUGCCUAAGCCGGUGGCUGGAGGAGCAGUGCUAGGAGGUGUACUUGGGCUGUAUGUCGGAGGACCUAUAGGGGGUGCUGUUGGGGCUACAGCAGGAUCUGCAGCCGCAGAGUACGGAAGACGAAAGUACAGUAAACCCAAAACAGACUGAUGAAUAUUAAUGGACAAAUUACUGCUGCAAUAAUGCUCAUAGCCUCUGCAAUCUUUAAUUCAAUGCUAAAGCUGUUCUUUAUUCAUAAGAGUUAGCAAUAAAACAGCUGUGUAGCGCAACAUUUUUGCACAGGUUUCUACACAGACUACAGUGAUUUCAGUGGUUUGUUCAUUUGUGUCUGAGAAAGUAAAGGCACAAGGAAGUUAAGAAUCAGUAAAAACAUGUUUAUUAGUCUGCUGAAGACUUUUUAUCUUAGCUGGACAGUUUGGGUUCACCGCUAAUAUAUUAUUAAUCAUUAAAGUAACAUAUUAUUAAAA
Messenger RNA from Hemibagrus wyckioides, 3022 nucleotides. RefSeq lists its product as uncharacterized. The transcript has 6 exons. The coding region runs from base 183 to 2705 and encodes 840 amino acids. Lineage: Eukaryota; Metazoa; Chordata; Actinopteri; Siluriformes; Bagridae. The record is from RefSeq and is a predicted model, not a curated record. Gene Ontology annotation, molecular function: GTP binding.